CCUGAGGGGCAGGGCGGGGCAGCAGGCAGGGAAGAGAGGCGAUCGAUGACUCCGGCGCGCCGCUGCCUGUUGGAUUGGCUCGAGCCUCUCCCGCCAGGCCUGUCCUACUCCCGCGCGCUCCGGGGCCCGCCCCCGCCGCCAUCUUGGUCUAGGAGGGAGCGGGCCGCACGCGUGAGUAAACAGUCGGAGCCGGGAAAGUCGAGGUCGGGCUGCGUCCGGGUGCUGCAGGGCAGCAGCGGAGAGGACGCAGGCCUAUCUUCGUACGUGGGGGGAGGGGCCGACAUGACGGCCCCGGGCCACAGCCCCUUCGUGCCGCUGUUGGAGACUUUGGAAGACCCUUCCGCCUCCCAUGGAGAGCAGACCGACGCUUACCUGACUCUGACCAGUCGUAUGACUGGAGAAGAUGGAAAAGAAAUCAUUAUAGAAGUUGAGAAGAAACUUCCUCAGCUAUUCAGAGUUUUAAAGACUCACAUUGCCAGUCAAAACUCAGAGCUCAGUAGUGCUGCUCUGCAGGCCUUGGGGUUUUGCUUAUAUAAUCCGAAAAUUACCUCUGGAUUAUCAGAGACAAAUAUUCAAGAACUGCUUUCAAAACUGAAUGAUAUUGUUAAGAAUUCAGAUAAAAAUGUACGUACUAGGGCACUUUGGGUGAUAUCCAAACAGACGUUUCCCACUGAAGUUGUUGGCAAAGUAGUAUCGAGUAUAAUUGAUUCAUUAGAAAUAGUCUUUAAUAGAGGAGAGAUGCAUUCUGCUGUUGUGGAUUAUGAAGCAUUAAAUGUCAUCAUAAGGCUAAUUGAACAAGCCCCAAUUCAAAUGGGAGAAGAGUCAAUUAGAUGGGCAAAAUUGGUCAUACCAUUAGUGGUUCAUUCGGCCCAAAAGGUACAUUUGCGGGGAGCUACUGCUCUAGAGAUGGGAAUGCCGUUGUUACUUCAGAAACAACAAGAAAUAGCAUCUAUCACAGAGCAGCUUAUGACUACCAAAUUACUUUCGGAACUCCAGAAGCUAUUUAUGAGUAAAAAUGAGACUUACGUGUUAAAAUUAUGGCCUUUGUUUGUCAAACUGCUUGGGAAGACCUUGCAUCGAAGUGGGAGUUUCAUCAAUUCUCUAUUACAGCUAGAAGAACUGGGAUUUCGUAGUGGAGCACCCAUGAUUAAAAAAAUAGCUUUUAUUGCUUGGAAGAGUUUAAUAGAUAAUUUUGCUUUAAAUCCAGAAAUACUAUGUAGUGCAAAAAGACUGAAGUUGUUAAUGCAGCCUUUGAGUUCUAUCCAUGUGAGAACAGAAACUCUAGCGCUGACAAAACUAGAAGUCUGGUGGUAUUUAUUGAUGAGACUAGGACCUCAUCUUCCUGCUAAUUUUGAACAGGUCUGUGUGCCUCUGAUUCAAAGCACAAUAAGCAUUGAUUCUAAUGCUUCACCUCAAGGCAGUUCAUCUCGUGUAGCUACUUCUCCAGCUUUAAAUCCUGCGACCCCUGUACACAAAGGUGCUUCUCCGUAUGGAACUCCCCGGAUGAACUUGAGUUCAAAUUUUGGUGGAAUGGCCACAAUCCCCUCUAUACAAGUUUUGGGGCUUGAAAUGUUGCUUCAUUUUUUGUUGGGUCCAGAAGUCUUGAGUUUUGCUAAGCAAAACAAACUUAUGCUGAGCUUAGAGCGACUUGAACAUCCGUUAAUCAGCAGCUCUUCUUUUUUUUCCAAACAUGCAAAUACAUUUAUCACUGCUGUUCGUGAUAGCUUUGUUGCAAUUAGAAAAGAUGCUUCUGAUGCAAUUGUCAAUGCUAUUUGGAAGGAGCUAGUUAGCUUGGUGAAGUCAGUUAUUGAAUCUGGUAACAAAAAAGAGAGACCAGGUUCUGAAGUUUUGACUCUUCUAUUGAAAUCUUUGGAAAGCAUAGUGAAGUCAGAAGUAUUUCCUGUAUUGAAAACACUGGUUCUCAUGGAAAUUACAAUUAAAGGACUUCCUCAGAAAGUAUUAGGUUCUCCAGCAUAUCAGGUUGCUAAUAUGGAUAUUCUUAAUGGGACUCCUGCUUUGUUCUUAAUUCAGUUAAUUUUCAAUAAUAAUCUGUUGGCAUGUGGUGUAGAAGAUGAAAGGUUUUUUCUCAACCUGGAAACACUGGUAGGCUGUGUUCUUUCUGGUCCAACUUCACCACUAGCUUUCAGUGACUCUGUCUUAAAUGUUAUUAAUCAAAAUGCAAAGCAGUUGGAAAACAAGGAGCAUCUUUGGAGAAUGUGGAGUAUUAUAGUCACCCCAUUAACUGAAUUGAUAAAUCAGACCAAUGAAGUGAAUCAAGGUGAUGCCUUAGAACAUAAUUUUAGUGCCAUCUAUUGUGCACUGACUUUACCAAUAAACCAUAUUUUUUCAGCACAAAAAAUUCCAGCGGCCACCAUGAAGACCUUACUUAAAACUUGGUCAGAAUUAUAUAGAGCAUUUGCUCGCUGUGCAGCUUUGGUGGCAACUGCAGAGGAGAAUUUGUGCUGUGAGGAACUUUCUUCCAAGAUAAUGUCCAGUUUGGAAGAUGAAGGCCUUUCAAAUUUAUUGUUCUUGGAUAGGAUCACUCAUAUUAUUACUGUAAUGGUUGAUUGCAUCGACUUUUCACCAUAUAAUAUUAAGUAUCAGCCCAAAAUUAAAUCACCACAGAGACCUUCAGAUUGGUCCAAAAAGAAGAAGGAGCCCUUGGGAAAAUUGGCUUCUUUAUUUAAACUUAUUGUGAGAGUGAUCUAUUCUUUCCACACUCUGAGCCUCAAGGAAGUACAUUCUGAUACUCUCCUCACUAUUGGCAACUCAAUCACCAGCAUUCUUUCCAAUGUACUUGGACAUAUUUCUUUGCCUUUUAUGAUCCGAAAAAUAUUUGCAACUUUAACAAGACCUCUGGCAUUAUUUUACGAAAACUCAAAGUUUGAUGAAGUUCCUAAAGUAUAUAGUUGUAUGAACAACAAGUUAGAAAAGCUACUAGGAGAAAUUAUUGCUUGUCUACACGUCAGCUACACUGGGACUUAUGACAGUGAACUUCUUGAACAGAUCUCGCCAUUAUUAUGCAUAGUAUUUUCACACAAGAAUAAACAGAUUAGAAAACAAAGUGCUCAGUUCUGGAAUGCCACAUUUGCUAAAGUGACGAUGUUGAUUUAUCCUGAGGAGUUAAAACCAAUACUAAAACAAGCCAAACAAAAAUCUCUGCUUCUGUUGCCUGGUUUGGAAAAUGUUGAAAUUAUUGAGGAAUCCAGUGGACCAUAUUCAGAUACAACAGAAAAUUCACAGUUAAAUAUGAAGAUAAGUGGCAUGGAAAGAACCUCAAGUGGAAAAAGAGAUUCUUUUUUGGCACAAACAAAGGAUACAAAAGACAAUAUGAAACCACCAGCUAAAUUGAAACUAGAGUCUUCGACUCCAAAAGCAAAGAGUGAAAUGCCUUUGGAAGAAGAAAAGUCUACUGACUUUGUGUUUAUACCUCCAGAAGGAAAAGAAACAAAGGAAAGGAUACUAACUGAACACCAGAAAGAAGUACUCAAAACAAAGAGGUGUGAUAUUCCUGCCAUGUAUAAUAAUCUGGAUGUUUCACAAGAUACUUUAUUUUCUCAGUAUGGUCAGGAAGAGUCUAUGGAAAUUCUUACUUUAACUGAAAAAUCCAAGGAAGAUUCCAAGAUGAUAUUUAAGGAGGAACAAAAGGAGAGUGACAUUGUCAUUCCUCAACAUGUCAUGGAAAACUGUGGUAUGGAUGAACACCUUGAAGAGGCUUCCCUUUUGAAUAAUGAGUGUGGUUCUAUUGAGGAAACCAAUCCAGAAAUACUGAGCAGUAAUGAUGCCAGAAAAAAGGCUUUAAUUGUAUCAAAGAAGACGCCAACUGAAUGUGCAUCUAGUACAGAAAAUACAUUGGGUGUCAGCAGUAGCUCGGUUUCUAAUGCCACUAUUUCUGGAACUCCUCCCCCACAGCCUACAAGUCGAAGGCAAUCCUUUAUUACUUUGGAGAAGUUUGAUGGCUCAGAAAAUAGACCCUUUAGUCCAUCCCCCUUGAAUAAUAUGUCAUCAGCUGUUAAAGUGAAAAAUAACCAGGAAGGCACGGCUAAAACAGAUAAUCCACCAAAAGCAAAGAAAAGAGAAGUGGCUCUUUCAAAAUCUGACUCUGCAAAAACAGUGCAUGGGAUUAAGAGAUCAGUCCGAAGGUCGAGUAAGCCUGAACCAAUAGGGAAUAAAAAGUCUAAGCCCUUGAUGAGAUCUGAUCAGGAGAAAAGUACUCGGGAAUCUGUUGAUGGCAUGGUAGCCUUAGAAAAUAACCCACCUGGUUUGCUUAAUCAAACAGAAUGUGCAUUAGAUAAUCAGGUUCAUCUCUCUGAGUCUUCAGUGGAGUAUGAGGAUACGAUGCUUAAACCAACAAUAGAAAAUACUAUACUAUUAGAAAACAGUACUGUAGAGGAGAAAACCUUAGAAAUUAAUUUGGAAUCCAAAGAAAACACACCCCCAGCCAUAAUAACAACAGAUCAAACAGUAAAUGAAGAUAGUCAUGUUCAGAUAACUCCAAAUCAUAAAACCCUUAGACGAUCUUUAAGGCGACGUUCAGAAACAGCAGAGCCAACCACUGAUAGCCAAGAUAAAGAAAAUAAUCAAAAAAGGGAAAGACGUAAGGAAGAAGAAAAGACUCUGCAGAGGAGUCCAUUGCAUGUAAAAGAUGAUGUUUUACCUAAGCAAAAAUUGAUUUCUGAACAAACUGUACAGGAAAAUUUAAUUGAGAAAGGAAAUAAUUUACAUGAGAAGACUUUUGGGGAAACCAGCGCUAAUGCUGAAAUCGAUGAAAAUAGAAGAAAGCCAGAUCUUGAGACUACUAAAUCUGAGGGAGAUGGUGCCCAGGACAUUGCAGAUAAAUCCUCUGAGAAAACAGUAAGGGGACGAACACGGUAUCAAACAAGAAGAGCAUCCCAGGGUUUACUUUCCAGCAUUGAAAACUCAGAAUCUGAUAGUUCUGAGGCAAAAGAAGAAGGUUCUAAAAAGAAAAGAUCUGGAAAAUGGAAAAACAAAAGCAGUGACAGUGUUGACAUUGAAGAUCAAGAAGAGAAAAUGGUAAAACAGGAAUGUAUAAAGGUUGAAAGUCAGACACAUGAUUAUAAAGGGAAUUCUGAAGUAGACAAAGAUACAAAAUCUCAGAUCUGUGAAAAAGAAGAAAGUAAUACUGUAACUCUUCAAGAUUCUACAAUAUCUUCAGAAUUAUUACAAGUUUCUGGUGAUGUAUCAAAUACCUCCGAGGGAAAAAGUAAAACUGACAAAUGUGCAGAACCUUCCUUUUCAAAUCCUUCUGUACCAGAAUCAAAUCUAAGGACUAGAAAUGCCAAUAAAAGAUUGCAUAAGCGAGAUUCUCUAGAAAAUAGUGUGGGUGAAUCCUCAAAAACAGAAACAUCAGACAUUUCUUUGCUUUCUGAGAAAACUCUUCAAACACUUGAAUGCCAACACAAGAGAAGUAAGAGGGUGAGGAGAUCUAAAGGUUGUGAUUGCUGUGGAGAAAAAUCACAACCUCAGGAAAAGUCAUUCAUUGGGUUAAAGAAUACAGAGAAUUAUGAUGUAAAAGUCAGCGAAACAAAAAAGACAGAUGUGCAGACACCUGUAACUAUAUCAGAAACUUCUAAAGCUGAUCUGUAUUCAGAAGUAAAACUUUUAGAUGAGCAUCAUAGUGUGAAUUUUCAUUUGGAUCUCAAGGAGGAGAAUGAUACUAUUAAUGAUUCAUUAAUUAUAUCUGAAACUGAGUUGAAAGAAAAUACUAUUCAAGACUUUAUUCCUUCUGAAAUGGUAAAUUUUAAAGAAGAAACUUGUGAUAGGGAUUCUGAGGUAGCAAUAUCUCUUGAAAGCCAGGAGCCAUCUAAUAAAAAAUGUAAAACUAUUGACCCAUGUUUGGGUGACUUCAAAGAUAUUUCACUGGAAUGUUUAACUUUGGAGACCAAAGAAAAAAAGCCAGAGGCUAUCCCCAAAAAGGAAUUGAGUAUUAUAGAGAACCUUGUUAAUGUUGAAGCAAAUGCAGAAUUGAAUCCAGGAGAAGUAGAUGCUAUGGAAUUGAAUGCAGAAAAUGAUAAAUCUGAAGCUAGCUUCUCUAAACAAAAGAGUGUCAAAACUGAUAUUUCAGAGGAAGAGGUAACAGAGAAAAACAGUCAAAGUACAGAUGGACCUGAAGAACUCAGUGCUGAUGAAGCAAUAACUGUGGAAUUUAAUUCAGGUAUUGGUCAUUCUGAUGAUACCACACCUGUAAAAGUGAGUGCUCAGUUAGAGAUUUCUGAACAAAUAGCAGUUGGGGAACUAGACAGAGGAAGUGAUGAAUCUGAUCCAGGCUCAUCUGGAGAAAUGAAUGCUGAAAUGGAAAAUUGUGAAGAAACAGUGAUUGGUGAGGUGACUACUGAAACUGACCGUGUCAAUGAAACAGAGGAUGAGGACUUAACUACCAAAGCCUCUAAGCCUAUAGAAGCUGAAACAAAGAGAUUGAAUGUAGAAAUCGAUAGUUUUGUUCCCAACACACUUGAGAUGAGCACUGAAGAAGGAAAGGUUGACUCUAAUAAAACUGAAACAAAUAUUGAACCUAAUAAAUUUGAGGAAACAAAAUUAGGUGACAGUCAGAUGGUAGCGGGAAAUGAUGGAAUUUUACCAGAAGUUCACCAUAUUUCAGAGAAAGUGGAGGAGACACCACAACCUCUGACAGCUGAAACAGCUGUUUCUGAACUGGUAUCAGAAGACAAUAAUACAUCUCCUCAAAAAUUAAAGGAUGUUGAUCCUUUACUCAUGUCAGCAAAUGACAGUCCUAGUGGCAUGCAGACACGCUGUGUCUGGUCUCCUUUGGCUUCUCCAUCCACCAGCAUUUUAAAGAGAGGACUAAAAAGACCCCAAGAAGAUGAAAGCUCAUCACCUGUUCACAAGGUUCGCCGUGUCUCCUUUGCAGAUCCUAUAUACCAGGCAGGAUUGGCAGAUGACAUUGAUAGGCGAUGCUCUCUUGUUAGGUGCCAUUCUUCAAAUAGUUCUCCCGUAGUAAAAAGUGUUAAAACUUCACCUACUGUGCAAUCUAAGCAUAAUACUACUUCAGCCAAAGGAUUUCUGUCCCCAGGAUCACGUAGCCCUAAAUUUAAGAGCUCAAAGAAGUGUUUAAUUGCAGAAAUGGCUAAGGAAGCUGUGCCAUGCCCAACAGAAAGUGUUUACCCUGCUUUGGUGAACUGUGUAGCACCAGUUGACAUCAUUUUACCUCAGAUUACGUCCAACAUGUGGGCAAGAGGACUGGGACAACUCAUUAGAGCCAAGAAUAUAAAAACAAUUGGUGAUUUGAGUACUCUUACAGCAUCUGAAAUAAAAACUCUUCCUAUCCGUUCUCCAAAAGUGUCUAAUGUAAAAAAGGCUCUCAGAGUAUAUCAUGAGCAGCAGGUGAAGUCUCGUGGACUAGAAGAGAUUCCAGUUUUUGAUAUUUCCGAAAAAACAGUAAAUGUAAUGGAAAAUAAAUCUAUUUCUCCUGAUGAAGAAAGACUUGCCUCAGAUUUAAUUGAUCCUGUUGCUUUAGAGACUCCGUUAUCUAAAAAUCUUGUGGCCCAGAUUAGUGCACUUGCUCUUCAACUAGAUUCAGAAGAUCUCCAUAAUUAUUCAGGAAGCCAGCUAUUUGAAAUGCAUGAGAAACUUGGUAGCAUGGCAAACUCUAUAAUUAAAAAUCUGCAGUCACGUUGGAGGUCACCAGCCCAUGAAAAUUCUAUUUAGUGUUUUAAGAGAAAAUUGAAGUAUAAAAAAAAAAAAUCACUGGAUUUGUUGAUUCAUAAAUGAGGCCUCCUGAAAUGAAUGAGAAUAACAUAAUCCAGAUACCAACCUAAAAAUAUAUGCCCAGGAGUGGGAUUGCUGGAUCAUACGUAACCUCCAGGGAGCUAGCUGGUUGGCUGUGGCUGUCAAGGUCAGGGCCAUCCACAUGUACCUGGUGAGGUUGCAGAGAAGAAGACGCCCCCGUCGCUGUAGGUGGAGAGGUGGGCACCUUCUGAAUGCUCAGACUUCUCCUCGCCGCCACUGACGCUCAGCGCGCUGGCAGAUCGAGACUGCUCCCGGCUCCGGCGCUGAGCUUGUGCUGGGGAGGCCGCCCACCCAAUCUGAGGAAUUCCUGACUCACCGUUGAGAUGUGGCGUUGGGUCUCCCUCACCCGUCUCAUCUCUGGCGUGUCCAAGACAUAGGCAGCUUUGCCUUGUAUUUGUUUCCGGAAGCUAUCAGAAUAAAGCACCUGACAGAGGAGAGACCAUGAAUGAGGACAGGUUGUGGUACCAUCCUAAUUCUGAAACCUCAAAACCUUUCCAACAGAUGGAGGUGAAAGAAACUGGGGAGGGAAGCUUGAGUCACCUGAAAAGCCCCAGCUCACCCAUGACUGACAGAGGAACAGUUAGCAUGAGGGUGGACAGGCAGGGCUUGAAUGAGACAAAGAAUUUCUUUUGAGUUUGAGGAGACAGGGCAAAGUAUAAUUUUGAAAGGAAGGGGAAAAAGUGAUCUCUUGAAUUUGCUGGGAAUUGUAGCACCAGCACAUUGGAUGAUAUUUGGAGCUAAACGUGAUACUGACGUUUGAAAGAACUAUCCUUUAAAACAAGUGAUCAUUUUUUGAAGGAGUAUGUCCAGAUUUCAUAAACCAAUAUGCUAAUACAGAAAUCAAAAUCUCAGAAAUGAAAAACCCAAAAUAUCAAAGUCAGAGAAGGCUUCCAUUUCAGAGUAUUACCUGUUUCAUAAGGUAUCUUAAAAAAGUAUUGCUGAAGAUUGAGGAUGUUAGGAAGUCAAUUUGUUACACUUGGUUACAUAAGACUACCUCAGAGUAAAGUAAAAGGGAAGAGGAAACACUGGCAAUUAACUUGUUAUGUCUUAGUACAGUCAUUUGGAAUUUAAAAGCACAGGUAUGUUAAUUUUAGUGUGAAUUUUCAGUUGAAUAAAAACACUUUUUUAUGAUGUUAAAAUGUUAUUUUCCAAGUUGUUGCACUACUCCUUCUUUAGUCCUAGAAAAUACCGAGCUAAUGUUUUCUUGGUUGCGCUUAGCUCUCUCCAUCUCUGGAGUGACCGGUGUCGGAGUUGCUUUUCUCAUAUUCUCUUUGUACAAUACCUAGAGGGGCCAAGAGAGCAUCCAGAUAUCAGAGAGCAGAAACCCAGUUCUGAAAACCAUCAUCGAGCUGUUGUUAUGGCUCAGUUAUGUCACACUCUAUAAAAACACCUCAAGAAGAGAAAGCCAUUAAAAUGUUAUUGUAGAAAGCAAAAAGUGACGAAAGAAGUAAAUCAGGUGAGCCGGUGGGGUUGGUAUGUCAUUUUUAAGUAGGUAAAGAAGAAUUUUAAAAGAUAAAAGUUUUGGGGAAACAGUGAGAUAAGUUAGUGGUAUAACCAUGUUUGCCAGACUUGUUAAAAGUGUCACCAUUUCUUUUUUCCUCUCUCAAAUACCGAGCUAAAGUUUUCUUGAUUGCGUUUGACUCUUUCCAUCUCGGGAGUAAAGAGUGCGGGGGUGGCUUUCCCCAGGUUCUCUUUGUAUAACACCUGUGAGAUACAAAGGUGGACCUGAAAGUCACUAGGAGGCAGUAUUCAGGCUAUUCAAUAUAAUGCAAUUUGGGGGAGAAAACUCCAGGUUUAAUCUAUUACUAUUAGUGAGUACAACUCUAGAAGAAAGCUUAAAAAACAGUUAAUGGCAACAGUAUAUGUAUAUCAUUUAGGGGAGAUUGUAAAAAGCUGGCAUCUUGUUUGUUUUAACCUGGGAUGGAGUUAGGAGCAGGUCAAACGGCAGGGGUUACUUUGCAAAAUUAAAAGCACUUUCAUUUCUCAAGACAA
Molecule: messenger RNA, 9759 nt
Organism: Orcinus orca (killer whale)
Lineage: Eukaryota; Metazoa; Chordata; Mammalia; Artiodactyla; Delphinidae
Gene: RIF1
Product: replication timing regulatory factor 1
Exons: 40
Coding region: 46-7686 (2546 amino acids)
Biological process (GO): telomere maintenance
Cellular component (GO): nucleus
Source: RefSeq, a predicted model, not a curated record